UGUCUUCUGAACUCCAAGCUCUCUUCCUUCCUUCGUAUGGAUUCUCCACCGCUCAUUCUUCUCCGCCAUUAAUCUUGACCUUCGUCUUUCCCAAACCAAAACCCUAAUUCCUCAUUCCUCGCCAUCCUUCGAGGCUCAGAACAUUUAUCUCACUUGAUCACGGAGACCGCCGUAGAACAAAUGGCUCUCGUCUCAAUUCUGGGCCUAUUGAUCGGAUAAUCGCCGAGUUGUAACCCUAAUUCCGAUCACUCACAAUGUCGUGGGGAUUGGGCUGGAAAAGGCCAUCGGAGGUCUUCCAUCUAACGUUGAACUACGGUUCCGAUGAGCCGGCGGAGAAUCCCGGGCGUAUAUCGUCAGCUUCUAAUUCGUCGGCGUCGUCAUCGUCGUCGUCGAUACUGUCGCAAGAUCAGGAAUUGGGGUUUCGGAUCGAUCUGGACUGGUCGGCCGGCGACGAUGAGGAUCAGGUCGCGCUGAGGCUCCAGUCGCAGCUUAUGGUGGCGCUGCCGAUGCCGCAGGACACGGUGGUCGUUGAGUUGACGAGCGGUGAGGAGGAAAGGAAUGUAGGUGUGGAGAUGAAGGUGGUGAAGAGGAGAGAGCCGUUGAGGGCGGUGACCUUGAACAAGACGGCCGGCUCGGGUCAGCAGAGCGAUGGCACUGGGGUUUUGACGCGAUUGUUGCGCUUGGAUUUCGCUUCACAAAUGCCGGGUGUUGCCGAUGGUGUGUCGGCUUUUGGGGGGAAGAGCGUCACUAUGCUCAGUCUUUGUGGUUGUGGCUUGUCGGUAUUUCCGGUUGAGAUUACUCGCUUGCCACUUCUUGAGAAGCUAUACCUUGAUAACAAUAAGCUAUCACAUUUGCCAUCUGAGCUUGGUGAAUUGAAAAGUUUAAAAGUGCUCAGGGUUGACUACAACAUGUUGGUUUCAGUACCGGUAGAACUGAGACAGUGUGUCGGUUUGGUGGAAUUGUCCCUGGAACACAACAAGCUUGUUAGGCCUCUCCUAGAUUUCAGGGCUAUGGCCGAGUUACGGGUUCUUAGGCUAUUUGGUAAUCCUCUUGAAUUCCUUCCUGAAAUCUUGCCGCUUCAUAAACUUCGGCAUUUGUCUCUUGCAAACGUCAGAAUUGUGGCAGAUGAUAAUCUUAGAUCAGUGAAUGUGCAGAUAGAGAUGGAAAACGUUUCUUAUUUUGUUGCAUCUAGACAUAAGCUAAGUGCUUUCUUCUCUCUUAUAUUCCGUUCUUCCUCUUGUCAUCACCCUUUGCUGGCAUCCACACUUGCAAAGACAAUGCAGGACCAAGGAAACCGUGUAGUUGUUGGUAAAGAUGAGAAUGCAGUGCGGCAGCUUAUAAGUAUGAUAACUAGUGAUGACCAACAUGUGGUUGAACAAGCAUGUUCUGCUCUUUCAUCUCUUGCUGCAGAUGUAUCUGUUGCGAUGCAGUUGAUGAAAUCUGACAUCAUGCAACCCAUUGAAACAGUACUUAAAUCAGUUUCUAGGGAGGAAGUAAUUUCUGUAUUGCAUGUUGUGGUGAAGCUAGCUUUUGCAUCUGAUAGUGUAGCUCAAAAAAUGUUGACCAAGGAAUUAUUGAAGUCAUUGAAAAUGUUAUGUGCCCACAAAAAUCCAGAGGUACAAAGAUUAGCUUUGUUAGCUGUUGGAAAUCUGGCCUUCUCUUUUGAGAAUCGCCGCCUUCUUGUCACUUCUGAAAGUUUGCGGGAACUUCUCUUGCGCUUGACAGUCGUGCCUGAGCCGCGUGUGAAUAAAGCUGCAGCUCGUGCUUUAGCAAUUCUUGGGGAGAAUGAAAAUCUACGGCGUGCUAUAAGAGGGAGACAGGUGCCAAAGCAAGGACUGCGCAUGCUCGCAAUGGAUGGUGGUGGCAUGAAAGGUCUGGCAACUGUUCAGAUACUUAAAGAAAUAGAAAAAGGCACUGGAAAACGGAUACACGAGUUGUUCGACCUUAUAUGUGGCACAUCAACGGGUGGCAUGCUAGCUGUUGCCCUUGGCAUCAAGCUUAUGACGUUAGAUCAAUGUGAGGAAAUAUACAAAAAUCUUGGAAAACUUGUUUUUGCUGAACCUGUGCCAAAGGAUAAUGAAGCUGCCACUUGGAGAGAGAAGUUGGAUCAGCUUUACAAAAGCUCGUCACAGAGUUUUAGGGUUGUUGUACAUGGAUCUAAACACAGUGCCGAUCAAUUUGAGAGGUUGUUGAAGGAAAUGUGUGCUGACGAGGAUGGAGACCUGUUAAUAGAAUCUGCAGUGAAAAAUGUUCCCAAGGUUUUUACUGUAUCAACUUUGGUGAGCGUGAUGCCAGCGCAGCCAUUUGUAUUCCGCAAUUAUCAGUACCCUGCUGGAACGCCAGAAAUGUCUCUUGCCAUUUCAGAGAGUUCAGCGAUCAGCGUCCUAGGAUCACCUAUUACAGGUGCUCAAGUUGGCUAUAAGCACAGUGCUUUUAUUGGAAGUUGUAAGCAUCAAGUGUGGCAAGCUAUAAGAGCAUCAUCUGCUGCUCCUUACUAUCUUGAUGAUUACUCAGAUGAUGUAAACCGUUGGCAAGAUGGUGCAAUAGUGGCAAAUAAUCCUACAAUCUUUGCCAUAAGAGAAGCACAACUUUUAUGGCCCGAUACAAGAAUUGAUUGCCUAGUUUCCAUUGGGUGUGGUUCGGUACCAACAAAGGCACGGAAAGGUGGUUGGCGUUAUUUGGAUACUGGGCAAGUUUUGAUUGAGAGUGCAUGCUCAGUGGACCGUGUAGAGGAGGCUUUGAGCACGUUGCUACCUAUGCUCCCUGAAAUACAGUAUUUUCGAUUUAAUCCAGUUGAUGAACGGUGUGAUAUGGAACUAGAUGAGACUGACCCAGCAGUCUGGCUGAAGUUGGAAGCUGCAGUUGAUGAAUACAUACAAAAUAGCUCUCUUGCCUUUAAAAGUGCUUGUGAGAGACUACUGCUACCUUUUCAACAGGAAGAUAAAUUAUCCGAGACCUUAAGGUCCCAAAAUUUCUCCAAGUCAAAGGCAACAAGUACUGGUGAAAAGAGCCCAUCUCUAGGUUGGAGGCGUAGUGUCCUGCUUGUUGAAGCUUCACAUAGUCCAGAUUCUGGACGAGUUUUGCACCAUGCUCGUACACUUGAGUCAUUUUGUUCAAGGACUGGAAUACGGUUAUCCCUUAUGCAAGGAAUAACAGGAUUUGUAAAGACAAUCCCGGGUACAACAUUCCCAACACCAUUUGCAUCACCUUUGUUUACUGGAAGCUUUCCUUCAAGCCCACUUUUUUACAGCCCCGAUAUCGGAGCUAAUAGGAUUGGUCGAAUCGAUAUGGUCCCGCCUUUGAGUUUAGAUGGUCAAUCUGUAAAGACAGCUGCAUCACCACCAAAGUCUCCUUCUGGACCCAGACAACUCUCUUUACCUGUGCAGUCAUUGCAUGAGAAGUUACAGAACUCUCCACAAGUGGGCAUUAUUCAUUUAGCUCUUCAAAAUGACUCGCUUGGUUCAGUAUUAAGUUGGCAGAAUGAUGUAUUUGUGGUUGCUGAACCUGGAGAGCUUGCUGAUAAAUUUCUACAAAGUGUUAAAAGGAGUUUAUUGUCAGUGAUGCGGAGCCGCUACAGGAAGGCUGCAUCUCUUCUCGCAAAUAUUUCAACUGUUUCUGAUUUGGUUGCAAGUAAACCAUACUUUCAAAUUGGAGGCAUUGUCCACCGAUACAUAGGACGCCAAACUCAAGUCAUGGAGGAUGAUCAAGAAAUUGGGGCAUACUUGUUUCGUAGAACAGUCCCUUCAAUUCACUUAACACCUGAGGAUGUUCGUUGGAUGGUUGGAGCUUGGAGGGACAGGAUCAUAAUUUGCACAGGGAUGUAUGGGCUUACCACUGCUUUGAUCAAGGCAUUUUUAGACUCUGGUGCCAAGGCUGUUAUAUGUUCCUCAGUUGAGCCCCCGGAAAUGGAGCUCACAACAUUCCAAGGAUCUGGAGAAUUCACCGCUUUUGAAAAUGGCAAGUUUGAGAUUGGUGAGGAAGAGGCUGAAGAUGAAGAGCCUGAGCCUGCCAGUCCCGUUAGUGAUUGGGAAGAUAGUGACCCAGAGAAAAAUGGUGACCGCUCUACAGGCAUUUGGGACACAGACGAGGAACAAACGUCGCAGUUUGUAUGUCAACUUUAUGACUCACUGUUCCGGGAAGGGGCGACUGUGGAUGCUGCUCUACAACAAGCUCUUGCCUCACAUCGGAAGUUGAGGUAUUCGUGCCAUCUUCCCACUAUACAAUAGUAUAUUAGAUAAUUAUCUCGUAUAGGAAAAUGAAAAUGAAUACAAAGAGCAUAGUGGAGAGAAAGAGAGACGGAGAGGAUACUGCAUAGGACACAGGUUUGUUAGUGAAUUAUGAAUAUCGAGAAAAUAAGAGUAACAUUCAAUUUUGAGGCGUAUAAAGAAACUUUGAUGUAUGUUAUUUAUAACUUGAAUAUAGUUAUCUCUGACGUUGAAUAUAUGAGGAAACAAAUUUUUCCCAUUCCCGGUUCACUCUA
This is a messenger RNA of Morus notabilis, 4480 nucleotides long. RefSeq names its product phospholipase A I. The record is from RefSeq and is a predicted model, not a curated record. NCBI's taxonomy places the organism in Eukaryota, Viridiplantae, Streptophyta, Magnoliopsida, Rosales, Moraceae. Gene Ontology annotation, cellular component: membrane. The coding region runs from base 255 to 4226 and encodes 1323 amino acids. Gene Ontology annotation, molecular function: glycerophospholipase activity; protein binding. The transcript has 18 exons. Gene Ontology annotation, biological process: fatty acid metabolic process.